AGCGUCUACCUGGCCAUGAGGGCGUACCUGCAGCAGCUGCAAGGGAAUUACCCGGAGGCUCUGGACAGUCUCCGAGAAGCAGAAACGAGACUCCAGCAAGACGAGCCGGACAACUCCCGCCAGCUCUUGCUGAUUUAUGGGAACUACGCCUGGAUCUAUUACCACUUGGUCAACUACCAGAUGGUGGACUACUACCUGUUCGGGAUUUUUGACAUCUGUGAGUCCCUGUCCAGCCCUGAGCCGUACUCUGUGCAGAUCCCCGAGAUCCACGCGCAAAAAGGGUGGUCCCUCCUGGCCUUUGGCUUCCGGAAUGGGGAAGAGGCCACCGAGUGCUUCCAAACGGCACUCCGAGGAGACGAGUCCAACCCGGACUUCCAGGCCGGUCUGGCAAUCUCUGUCUUUGCUUCCUGGACUCACUCUUCCAAAUUUCACCUUUGGGAAAAGGCCAGAAGGUUGCUGGAACAGAUUCUCUGCCACCACCCCCAAAACUAUGAAGUCAAAGUGCAUUUGGCUGAUCUGCUAGAGAGAAAAGACUGCCAGAGAUCCAUGGAGCUCACAAUGGAUGUUGCCCGAAACAGCCUCAACCCUGAAGAUCUGCGAAACGCCGCCAGGCUUUGUAAGAAGAACCUCCUCUUGAGAGCCAUCGACAUCUUGCGACGAGCAAUCACCCUGGCUCCCAGAUACCACCUCCUCCACUACGACCUCGGCCUCUGCUACAAGACGCAGCUGGAAGGAGCAGCCCCGGAGAAGAGAGAAGAGAUCCUGGCCGCUGCUAUCAAGAGCUUCCAGCGAGCCAUGGAAACGGAUCCUCGCUCUAUAUUUUCCAGGCUGGAGCUGGCUCAGCUGUAUAGUGAAAAGACCCUGCUUUACGCGGAAGAGGUGUAUGUGAACCUGAUGGAGGAGCUCCCGACGGCCAGCAAGUGGUGCCAGCAGAUCAUCUAUCUGCACUGGGGGGACUUCCUCCUCCACAGGAAGAAGCUGAGGUGGGAGGCGCUGGAGAUGUACGAGGCCGGCUACUUGAUCCUCGGCGGCCACAUGGAAGAGUGGCAGCUUCUGAGGGAGAGGCUGAGGGAGAUGGCCAAGAAGUUCGAGGAAGAGUCCAAGAUGGACCGAGCUGGGGCGGUCCGGAGGAUUCUCCAGCUGAGACCUGAGUUUCAGAAGUAA
Molecule: messenger RNA, 1164 nt
Organism: Gekko japonicus
Lineage: Eukaryota; Metazoa; Chordata; Lepidosauria; Squamata; Gekkonidae
Product: interferon-induced protein with tetratricopeptide repeats 1-like
Exons: 1
Coding region: 16-1164 (382 amino acids)
Biological process (GO): defense response to virus
Cellular component (GO): cytosol
Molecular function (GO): protein binding
Source: RefSeq, a predicted model, not a curated record